Messenger RNA from Heterobilharzia americana, 2271 nucleotides. Lineage: Eukaryota; Metazoa; Platyhelminthes; Trematoda; Strigeidida; Schistosomatidae. The record is from the annotation of a GenBank genome assembly.
AUGAAGCUUGAAUGUAUGAUGGAUUGUGGCUACAAGGCUGGAGAUGUUGUGAAAGCUAAUUAUACAUUUAAGAAAGACAAAAAUGAAGAUUUACCGUUUCGCAAAAAUGACACACUGGAAAUAAUUAAUAUUGGCAAGGAUCCUAACUGGGCUCAUGCUAAGAACACUCUUGGGGAAACUGGACUAAUACCUUUGAAUUAUGUACAGAGGAAGAGCGAUGCUUUGGAGAACCUUCAAAACCACGAUUGGUAUCAUGGACGGAUUUCUCGUGCAGAAUCAGAAAGUUUACUAUCUGGUAGUCCUGUUGGUAGUUUCUUAAUUCGUGAGUCGGAUUUGUAUAGUGGUGAUCUAACAUUAUGUGUUGUUGGACCUCCGUGUGUAACAGCGAGCUCUGAUAUCAUCAAUGAGUGUCAUGGUUCUUCAGUUACGCCUUCAUCAGAUACUACAACAACAAAUGUACAACACUAUCGAAUAGUGCGUAGACCUUUCAGAUCUGUUAAUUCUAAGCAACACUUUGAAUAUUCCACAACAACAAGUUCGAUUUGCAGCAAAAUUCACUACACUUUAGAUGAGACUGAUUGGUUUUCGAGUCUUUUAGAACUUGUUCAGUUCUACUCUCAGCCUAAGCGUGGACUGGUUUGUGAACUUCAUCAUCCAGUUCCAGAUAUGCAAAGGAAACGAUUGAGUCAUUUGCAGAAACUCGGUUAUCUCAUCUUUCGUAAAGACAUUGUAUUGGGUGAUCGUAUUGGACGCGGCGAAUUCGGUGAGGUUUUAAAAGCCACAUAUCUUGGUCGACAGGUCGCUGUAAAAAUUUAUAAAAAGACUGCAUCUAAAUUGGCUAUAACGUAUGAAGCAUCACUUAUGAUAAAGAUAAAUCAUCCUAAUCUAGUCUCAUUUAUUGGUUUAGUCUAUGAACCAGAUGAUGCAGUCUAUUUGGUCACAGAGUAUUUGGCCAAUGGAAGCCUGUUAACUUAUUUACACUCACGUACACGUGAUGAAAUUACAGAAUUGACAAAAUUGAAAUUUAGCAUUGAUGUUUGUCGUGGUUUAGUUUAUCUUGAAGAACGGGAUUUUAUUCAUCGAGAUAUUGCUGCUAGAAAUGUUUUGUUAUCUGGACAAGUGCCGAAUUUAAUCGCUAAAGUUGCAGAUUUCGGUAUGGCUAGAGAUCUUCACGAUCUAUCAACUAUCGGCUCGAUAUCACAUCAACCCAAGUCGAGUAAUACACCAACAUUGGUAAUCAGAAAUUUUUUACUGACAGAUACAGUGGAAAAAUAUCCUCCUAUACAUCAUGAUGGUCAUCAUCAGUCUACUGAGGUGAGCACAUCACCAGCGUCAUUAAAUCCAAUGGUAUUACACGAUAAUGCAGCAAUCCCCUUGAAAUGGACAGCUCCAGAGGCUAUACGCGACCGAUUGUUUACAACAAAAUCUGAUGUUUGGAGUUUUGGCAUUCUAUUAUGGGAGAUCUAUUCCUAUGGGCGUAUACCAUAUCCACGAAUGAUGGCUAACCAAGUAUUACGUCAUAUUGAAUCUGGAUAUCGAAUGAAAUCACCUGAAGAUUGUCCAUCAACAGUCUAUGCUAUAAUGUUGCAUACAUGGCAAAAUGAACCAAAUAAUCGGCCAAGUUUUGUAGAGAUUUUAAGUGAACUCAUCCAAUUGUACAAUACAUCUACAUCGAUGUCAACAACAAUGACGUCAACAACCACUGCUGUUGCUGUUGCUGCCACUACUACUACUCUGCCUUCUACCAUCAGUAUAUCAAAUCCUACUUCUAUCGGUGUUACAAUGACACUUCAACCAUCACCACCACCUCGUAAUGUUCCUUCCCCAUCGUCUUCCACUAGUAUUCCUGCUUUUCCUAGUUGUCCCAUUGUAGACUUAAGAAAAGCAACGAAUGAAUUGAGUAAUCGUGUAUUGUUGAAUAGCAGUAGCGAUAGGAAAACGCCGGUUAACUACAAUACUGCUACUACUACUAGUAACAAUAAUAAUAAUAGUAGUAGUCGAAUAACAAAAAAACAGCAAACGGAUAACGCCUCCAAUCGGCAUAGACAUAUUCGACCGAGAACACUAGCUGAAUUGGUAGCUGAACCAUCACUAUCAACAUAUCAUAAUGAAAUGGUGAAUUCGAAAUCGCCUAGUCGACCUACGUCAACAAUGAGUCGUUCAUUCAUUGUGACUACAAAACAACCGAAAAAUACAACAAAUCAUAAGCUGUCCAAAACACCAGAUGAGUCGAAACUACCCUCUGCACCAUUGGAACGUUUAAAACUAUGA